UAUUUCUCUAUCAAGACAGUCAAAAUGCAGAACCCUCAUAAAUUAUUUCCUGAAAUAAGGUCAUCUGCUGCUCAAGACCCAGCCUUCUUCUCUCCAGAGCUCCUCUCCUCCCCCCUCCCUACCAACUCCUUUUUCCAAAACUUUGUUCUUAAGUCUGGGGACGGGAUAAAAAAGGAUGACCCAGACGAACAGAAGAGAAGCCAUCCGGAAUAUAUACACCCUUAUCUUAUCAAACCCUUUUCUUCAUCCCUCGCUUUCUGUUAUCCUUCCCUUCAAUCAAGUCGUGAAUUCGUCAAACAAGACUUCGCUCCUGAUCUCAUCAUCUCUUCAUCACCCUCCCUAAACCAGAACAUUAAGAACAGUUACGAACCCAAGCACCAUGUCAUCUCGUCUUUCAACGACUUAAGCGUCACCUUAGACCUCCCACCUGACCUACGUUUCUUCCUUGUUCGUGGCAGCCCUUUUUUAACUUGCAAAACCACCAAUCCAACUGGUCUUUCCAUCCAAAUCAACAACGGAUUCGAGCCCCCGCAACCCAAUUCAUCGCGCACAAAGCAUACAAUUCGACUCCGAGGCAAUAAGCAGACUUGGAUUUGCUACUCCUCAUCCCCAAUUGAGCUGACCUACAACGAUUCUUCUAUCACCGUUGAAAGCUUCACGGGGAUAAUUCGUUUCGCAAUUUUGCUGAAUCCACAUCAUGAAAACAUCCUUGAUCGUUUUAGUGCUUGCUACCCAGUUUCUGGAUGCGCAUUGUUUUCCAAACCCUUUUGGUUGGAGUACGCAUGGCAGAAGAAGGGACAAGGAGACUUGCUCAUUCUUGCGCACCCUCUCCAUCUCAAGCUCCUCGACGUGAAUGACCCAAAGAUCACCCUCUUGCGAGAAUUCAAGUAUGACAGCAUCGACGGAGAGCUGAUCGGGGUUGUGGGAGAUUCGUGGAUCAUGAAAGCAGAGCCAAUUUCUCCGACCUGGCACUCCAUUAGAAGCACCAAAAAGAAAUCCUGCCGGAGCUUCCCAGAAGAAAUUAAAUCAGCCCUCCACAAGGAUAUUGAACAGCUGAAUACCAACAAACCUUCCUCCACUACUGUCGACUUUGGGAAGGUAAUUGCGAGGGCAGCCAGAUUGGCACUGAUUGCCGAAGAGGUGAUGCCCGACGAUUCUUUGUGUGGGGAGAUUAUUGAUGCGGUGAAGGAUUACCUAGACCGGUGGAUUGGCUUGUGGUUAAGUGGGGAACACGCUGAGAAUGGGUUUGGAUACGAGACCAAAUGGAAGGGAAUCACCAGUAAAAAUGGGGCCAUAGACGGUAGCAGAGAAAAUGGGUUCGGUAUAUACAACGAUCGUCAUUUCCAGCUGGGUUACUUCAUAUAUGCCAUUGCAGUGCUUGCGAAAUUAAAGCCAGAGUUGGGGAGACAGUACAGGAUUCAGGCAUAUGGAAUAAUGGAGGAUAUCAUGACUCUGGGUCGCCGUUCAAGCGCAGCAUACCCACGUCUGAGGUGCUUCGAUGCGUGGAAGUUGCACUCGUGGGCCGCGGGACUGUAUGGAUGGGAACAUGGACGAAACCAGAAAAGCCCCAGUGAGGCGGUGAAUGCUUAUUACUCGGCCGCACUCAUGGGAAAAAGCUAUGGGGACACUAAACUCGAACACCUUGGAAUGACUCUAGCGGCAUUCGAGAUCCAAGCAGCAAAGACAUGGUGGCACGUAAGAGCGGAGGAGGGGAUCUACAGUGAAGAAUUCGCAGAGGAAAAUAGGGUGUUGGGACGUGCUUGGUCUAGCAAACGGGACAACAAGAUAUGGAACUUUCCGUCGAAGAGGAGGGUGGUUAAGGUGGGAGUGCAAGUGAUGCCGUUAACGCCUAUAACUGAAGUUUUGUUUCCUGAUGUGGGUUUUGUGGGAAAAAUGGUGGAAUGGGCUUUGACCGCCCUGGACAAGGAGGGUGACGAUGACAAAUGGAAGGGGUUUGUGUAUGCUAUGGAAGGGGUUUACGAUAAGGAACGCGCUUUGGAUAAGAUUAGAAGAUUGAAAGAGUUUGAGAAGGGGAGCUCCCUAUCGAAUUUGCUUUGGUGGAUCCACACAAGACAUGAUUGAUAGGAGUGACAAUUGAGUAUAAUGUACCUAGCUGGUAGUUCCAUUCCAUAUUACUUAAUUUGUCAAAAUGUUGAGGCACAUCAAACUAAAUUAAA
Nelumbo nucifera (sacred lotus) is the source of this 2177-nucleotide messenger RNA. Its product is annotated as glucan endo-1,3-beta-D-glucosidase-like. Gene Ontology annotation, molecular function: endo-1,3(4)-beta-glucanase activity. The record is from RefSeq and is a predicted model, not a curated record. NCBI's taxonomy places the organism in Eukaryota, Viridiplantae, Streptophyta, Magnoliopsida, Proteales, Nelumbonaceae.